This is a messenger RNA of Morchella importuna, 330 nucleotides long. RefSeq lists its product as uncharacterized. Lineage: Eukaryota; Fungi; Ascomycota; Pezizomycetes; Pezizales; Morchellaceae. Bases 1 to 330 code for a protein of 109 amino acids. The record is from RefSeq and is a predicted model, not a curated record. The transcript is spliced from 5 exons.
AUGCGGGCUGCGUUUCAUGGCGUCCAAGAUAUUUGCGAAGAUCGGGGUGGUCGGCAAAGAAAUGCAGAAAUCGUUGCUACAUGUGAUUACACAGAUUCACCAACACACGUUGAAUUAUUAUGCGCCCUGAGUCUGGGUCAAACUCCACAGACCGUAUGUAUUGUAAAGGCACAAUACUCAACCCGCUGCUGUGGCAUGAUAUGGAAGCACUUAACGAAUCUGGUUGUUCGUUUCGAGACUAGCAACCCUGGUAAUGUCAGAAAAUGUUACUGUCGCUCACUCAGUAUUGCGAUCCACCAACCCCUACGACGUAGAUCCUGGCGACAAUAA